Molecule: messenger RNA, 1701 nt
Organism: Fusarium keratoplasticum
Lineage: Eukaryota; Fungi; Ascomycota; Sordariomycetes; Hypocreales; Nectriaceae
Product: G domain-containing protein
Exons: 2
Coding region: 1-1701 (566 amino acids)
Molecular function (GO): GTP binding
Source: RefSeq, a predicted model, not a curated record
AUGAUGGAGUUGACACCGCCAGAGUCAUUCUCGUUGAGCCCCAACGAUGUAGUCAUCGCCGUAAUGGGCGUGACGGGCGCUGGAAAGAGCACAUUCAUUGGCAAAGUCACCGGCCAGGAUGUCAAGGUCGGUCACAGCCUGGUCUCGCACACCGCAGCUGUCGGCGUCUUUCCUUAUCAGCAAAGUCCCAAUCGUUGCGUCUAUCUCGUCGACACGCCCGGCUUUGAUGAUACUACUCGCACCGAUACCGAGGUGCUCAAGGACGUGGCAUUUUUCCUGUCGCAGAUCUACAGGAAGGAUGUUAAACUUGCUGGAAUCGUCUAUCUCCAUCGCAUCACCGAUAAUCGAGUUCGGGGAUCGUCCAUGAAGAAUCUCAAGAUGUUUCAGGAGCUCUGCGGCGAUGAAGCCUUUGGGCAUGUCAUCUUGGCGACUUCAAUGUGGGACACACUUGAUGAAGCCUCGAAAGACGUGGGCGAUCAGCGGGAACAGGAACUCAUGAGCCGAGCCGAGUUUUGGGGCACCAUGUACAAGAGCGGCAGUCAAGUGGCUCGGUGGUUGGGCAACGAAGGGUCUGCCCAGAGCAUCGUCGGCAAGAUCAUCGAGGUUCACGACAAAGCGGGUGAGGCGGUGCUCAAGAUCCAACAAGAGAUGGUCAACGAAGACAAGGAUCUCGAUGAGACGGCAGCUGGUCGAGAGGUGCAGAGAGAAAUCGCGGCUGCAAAGGCGCAAUUACAAGAGGAGAUCAAGGAACUGCGCGAAAUGCAAGAGGACAUGAUCAAGCAGUCCAACGAGAAGUUAGCCCAUGAGUUUGCAACACAGAGACAGGCCAUUGAGAAGCAGCUCAAAGACGCCAAUGAGGCUCAGGCGUCACUCAAGAUAUCGCUCGAGACUCUUCUCGAAGAAAAGACGGCCGAGUAUGAAGCAAUGCUCAGGCGUGCUCAAGAAGAACAGCGACGAAUGGCAGAGGCCCUGGAAGAAAAAGAGGCGGACAUUCGGAGAGCUCAGCAGGAAAGGGCUGAAGACGAAAAAAUGUUUCGCGAAGCUCAAGCGCAGUACGCGGAAGAAGUCAAAGAGCUGGCUCGCAAGAUCGAGCAACAGCAGCGUGAGGCCGAGAGGCAACAGCGUGAAGCCGAAAGACAGCGACGCGAGUACGAGGAGAGACAGCGACGAAUGGAGGAGGAACGUAAGAGAAAGGAAGAAGAGGAAAGAUAUCGGCGACAGCGCGAAGAAGAGCGCAAGAAAAAGGAAGAAGACGAAAGGAAGAGGCAGCAAGCCGAACAAGAACGCAGAGACAGAGAAAUAGAAGAGAAGAAGCGCGAAAUAGCGGAGAAGAAACGAAUUCUAGAGGAAAAGACGCGGAUCUUGGAGGAAAAGAAACGAGUCCUAGAAGAACAGCAGAAAGCCAAAGAAGCAGAAGAGAAACAAAAACAACUCGAAGCAAAGAUGCGAGCACUUCUUGAACAACAAGAAGAGAUGAAACGACAGCAGCAGGAGGAGCAAGAGGCGGCGCUUUGGAGACAGAGGGCGGCAGAGGCUCAGAUGGAGAGCCAAAGGGCGAGGAAGCAGUCGCAGAAGCAGGCCAUGGGCUUGUUUGGCGUCGUCGCGGGUGUUGGGACGGCGGCUUUGGGGGUCUUGACUGUGAAUCCGGGGUUGGUUUCCGUGGGAGCUGCUUGGGCCAGCAACUCGGCGAAUAACAUGUAA